UAUAUGUUGUGCUUCGACAGAAAAUAAAAUAACGGUAGUGAUAAUGCGCGGUCUCGAAAUUAUUAAGAUGCUACCCGCGAUUUCAGCUGCCCUGUGUUUCGUUUGCGUACAGGCUCAGAUUGAUGUGGAAAUAACUUCGGACGAUACACCGUCUCUCGGUCGACUUGUGUUCGACAUCGAGCACAGCUUUGGUGGCGAGGAAUACUCAGUUCGUGGCCAGGUCGUUGUUCAAAGCUUGAAGAGCAAAACUGGUUGGAUUUCUCAGUCUGUGCCUCUUACUCUAGAAGAGCGAAAUCGGCUGAAGAAGUUAGCUGAAAACAAGGGAGUGUACAAGGUCCGUGUGCCCACUCCAGGAAAAAAUUCGGAUUACGUAUCAACAAUUGCUCCCGCGUGUGGGCUUCUCGAAACAGGAUUGAAGGAUAUCCUGAUAUUGACGCUUGACUCGAGUGGCAAUCUUUUGGGAAUUUCGGAUAUCGUUCCUGUGGGUUCAUGCGGUGCAGCGUUCGACUGGCUUGAACCGAAAGACUUCGAAUUCAAUACGACUCUUGAAAUACGAACUAUUGAGCCGGGACCCAUUCCCGAAACCGCGUCCUACAUUCAGAAAAUUGAACAAGAGAAAUUGGCAAAAGAACGUGGUGAAGGGAAAGACAACCGAUCUUUCUUUAGUAAAUACUGGAUGUACAUCGUGAUCGGACUCGUGUUUUUGAUGAUGACGGGUGCGAAUAACCCUGAACAGGGCGGCAGUGCUGGUAGCUGA
Messenger RNA from Notodromas monacha, 757 nucleotides. The record is from the annotation of a GenBank genome assembly. NCBI's taxonomy places the organism in Eukaryota, Metazoa, Arthropoda, Ostracoda, Podocopida, Cyprididae.